Dalotia coriaria is the source of this 1370-nucleotide messenger RNA. RefSeq lists its product as uncharacterized. Lineage: Eukaryota; Metazoa; Arthropoda; Insecta; Coleoptera; Staphylinidae. The transcript has 5 exons. The coding region runs from base 24 to 1190 and encodes 388 amino acids. Gene Ontology annotation, biological process: detection of chemical stimulus involved in sensory perception of smell; sensory perception of smell. The record is from RefSeq and is a predicted model, not a curated record. Gene Ontology annotation, cellular component: plasma membrane. Gene Ontology annotation, molecular function: olfactory receptor activity; odorant binding.
UGGUUGGGUUAAAGAACAUUUCAAUGUUUCGCGCUAAAUCUUCUUCAAAAGUAGAAAUUUUUAACGAAAAUGAAGAAGAAGCACAAGAAUAUAAAGAUGGAAUUAUACAUUAUGGCAUUAUGCUUCUUCGCAUGAACUGUCUGUGGCCCAGAGCAAAUCAAAGUGCUUUUUCAUUUCGCAUUCAAAUAGUAAUUACUUUGCUUUUGUGCUCUACCACUGGCUUCACAAACUUUACUUUUCUUGUUCACACUUUUUGGUCUGGGGAUAAUUAUGUUAUUGACGACAUUUUGGAAGCUGUAGUCAUAUCCCUAACCACAAUUGGCAUCUAUACAAUCAUGAUCACUCUAAUAGGCCAAUCAAAAGUAAUCAUGCAGCUGUUGAAAGACAUAAAUACCUUUGGAGAAUUUGGCAAACCAAGCAAUUUUGAUGAGACCAACGCCAAAAUGAACAGAUUUAUCCUUAUAUCCUACUUAUAUGCAUUCGGGGCUGUUAUGUUGUACGUUAUAUUUUCUUUUCUUGAUUUUCAAAAGUGUGAAGCUAGAAACGUAAAGUACGACAUAAAUCGUUUAUGCGGAUUCAUCACUUCUUUCUGGGUGCCAUUUUCGAUGGAUCCAGUAAUAACCAAGGUAUUAUUUUAUAUUAUACAAGUUACAUCCAGCGUGGUUGUAUCCAGCGCUGGCACUACAAUUAUGGGAUGGAUUUGGGCAAUCGUCGAAAUGUUUUUGACCAAGGUGGCUAAUCUGAAAGCGAUGUUGUUGCAAAUCAAUGAUUUGACUGACAAUGGAAAGAAACGAGCGCAUAUGAAUAAAUGCAUACGAUAUCACAUUGAAAUAAUAAAUUUAGCGGAUCAAAUUAAUGAAUGUAUUGGAGUUUUGGUUUUUAUCGCUUCUGGUCUGAUCUCGAUGAUAAUUGGCAUGUGUGCAGCUUUAUUCUUGCUUAAACCGGAAGUUUAUACGUUUAUUCAUGGCUUGGGAUGGGUUUUUGGGAUGUAUAUUUUGUGUCAUACUGGGCAACGCUUAAUGGACGAAUCCACGGAUAUUCCUUUUGCUGUGUAUGACACUGAAUGGUUUGAAAAUGAUAUUGGAGUGCAAAAGGAUUGUAUCUUUUUUAUCAUGCGAGGAAAUGCUCCUCUAAAAUUGGAAGCUGCAGGCUUUUUGUUGUCACAAUGGCCACUUUUACAGGAGUCAUGAAAAAUGCGUAUUCCUUCAUUGCACUGGUGCAGCAAACGUUAUUAGCAAAAGAAGACUAAAACAGAUUAAUAUAUUACAAGAAAUAGAUAUAUUUUAGAAUACACACGCUUGAAAUAUGUUUGUUGUAAAGUAAUAAUUACUUUAAUAAAAUUAGCAAAGUUAUAAAUCAGUUAAAAAUAA